AUGUUUAAAGGGAAGAGUUUCAUGUUUAUUGGCCUUGCUGGCGGUGAGAAGUCCAAGUUGGUAGAAAUGAUUGAAGAAGAGGAAGGAGAAAUCCAUAAGAGCAUCAAGAAUGAUACCUCCUAUCUGAUUGCCACUGAGAAAGCAGUGAAAGAAAGUGGAGCUACCGUUCAAUCAGCCUUUGAAAAGAGCGUACCAGUGGUGAAGGAUAGUUUCAUUACUGAUUGCGUAGAUCAGUCAAAAUUGCUUUCAGCUGACAGCUAUACCUUUGAUAAGGAUGGCAAUGUGGGAAAAAGUUCUGCUGCCGCUUCCUCAUCCGAUGAUGACAAUAAGAAGAAGAGAAAGAAAGGUGAAGACGACGAAGACGAAGAAGAAGAGGCUAAUGAAGAGAAAAAAGUGGAACCUGCAACCAAAAAGAAGAAAAUUCUCUCCACCGGAAAAGUUCCAGUCGAUGAAGAGAGUGGAAUGCAAACCUCGGGCAAAGUUCUUGUUGAAGGAAAGGACAUUUGGAGUGCCACACUCAAUCAAACCAACGCAUCGGCCAACAAUAACAAGUUCUAUAUUAUUCAAUUGAUUGAAAGUGGAAGCAAAUACUAUGUUUUCAAUCGUUGGGGACGUGUUGGUGCGAAAGGUCAAAACAAACUUACUUCAUUUGGUUCGCUCGACAAGGCUAAAGCUGAUUUUAAGAAGAAAUUUAAAGAAAAGACUACAAAUACUUGGGAAAAUAGAGCCAAUUUCAAAUUUGUCAAAGGAAAAUACGAUUUAGUUGAAUUGGAUUACGAUGAUGAUCAAGAUGAAGCGAAAGAAGAUGAUGAAGAAAUGACAGAUGACCAAGAUAAACCAGUUCCAGACUCAAAGCUUCCAAAAAGAGUUCAGGACUUGAUCAAAUUCAUCAGUAACAAGACUUUUAUUAAUGAAUUAUUGAAAGAAUAUGAAAUUGAUACUAACAAAUUGCCAUUAGGAAAACUCUCAAAGAAUCAGGUUCAAAAAGGUUAUGAAAUCCUUAAAAAGAUUCAAGAUGUCAUUGAUGGAAAGAACAAGAGUGAUGAUUUAGAAAGUCUCUCAAGUAGAUUCUUUACUUUGAUUCCUCAUGACUUUGGAAGAAGAAAUCCACCUGUUAUUAAUCAAAAAACUAUGCUUCAAAAGAAGAUUGAAUUGGUUGAGAGUUUGGCUGAGUUAGAAGUUGCAUCUAAAAUUAUUUCUAAAGAAAAGAAGACAGAAAAUCCAAUCGAUAGCAUUUAUAAUGACUUGCACACAGAGUUAACUCCUGUUGAAAAGAAUUCUGAAGAAUGGAAAUGGAUUGAUAAAUUCAUUCAAAACACUCACGCUCCAACCCACUCAUCAUACACACUCGAAUUACAAGAUGCAUUUGUUGUCAAGAGAGAAGGAGAGGCUGAAAAAUACAUUGAAAAGAGCAAAGACAUUUCAAAUAAGCAAUUAUUGUUCCAUGGUUCAAGAAGUACGAACUUUAUUGGUAUUCUAAGUCAAGGUUUGAGAAUUGCUCCACCUGAAGCACCAGCAACCGGUUAUAUGUUUGGUAAAGGUGUCUACUUUGCUGACAUGUGCAGCAAGUCUGCCAAUUAUUGCCAUUCUCAUCUCUCUGACAAUUGUGGUCUUUUAUUACUCACAGAAGUUGCGUUAGGUGCGACUUACAACAAGACUCAAUCAGAAUUUGUUACUAAGCUACCAGGAUCUUUGGGAAGCACAUGGGGACAAGGACAAUGUGAGCCUAAUGGCUCUGAAUAUUUAGAGAUUGAUUCUACCUGUUCUGGACAAAAAGUUAAAGUUCCAUAUGGUAAACCAGUUCAAACAAAUAGACACAGCAGCUUGCUCUACAAUGAAUACAUCAUUUAUGACACUGCACAGGCAAACUUGAGAUACUUGAUUAAGUGUAAAUUCCACAACAAGUACUAG
Molecule: messenger RNA, 1911 nt
Organism: Naegleria lovaniensis
Lineage: Eukaryota; Heterolobosea; Eutetramitea; Acrasida; Naegleriidae
Exons: 4
Coding region: 1-1911 (636 amino acids)
Molecular function (GO): NAD+ poly-ADP-ribosyltransferase activity
Source: RefSeq, a predicted model, not a curated record